Molecule: messenger RNA, 2205 nt
Organism: Hermetia illucens (black soldier fly)
Lineage: Eukaryota; Metazoa; Arthropoda; Insecta; Diptera; Stratiomyidae
Product: probable asparagine synthetase [glutamine-hydrolyzing]
Exons: 1
Coding region: 215-1924 (569 amino acids)
Cellular component (GO): cytosol
Molecular function (GO): asparagine synthase (glutamine-hydrolyzing) activity
Source: RefSeq, a predicted model, not a curated record
CUUCCCCCAAAUUCUGAUGCAAUCUUCCAAGCUCUGCUAUCAUUCUCUUUAUGUAUCUACGUAUGUAUAAAAUGAAUUCAGACAGUUGGAAGCUUCCAUUGCAGUACAACCAGUUUGCAGAGGUAGACGUUCCGGUGGGUUUUCACACGAGGUGCGAACUGUAUUUGUGUUAAAGAUAUAAAUCUGGAGCUAAUAAAAGCAAUUAUAAGAAAAAAUGUGCGGGAUAUUUGCUGUGUUUUCGUCAUCAAGGAAGCCUUUCGCCGGCAAAAAGUGUAAGGGGAGAUUCAAGAAGUGUCUCAGAGAAAUAGCCUACGACCAGAGCAGUAAACAACGGCAUCGAGGCCCCGAGCACACCGGCAUCGAGGUACUGGAGAGUGAUGGCGUUGCAAUGGUGCAUGAACGUUUGGCUAUCGUAGGCGUCUACACUGGAGACCAGCCCUUCAGGUCUGAUAAAGGACACAUCUUGAUGGUAGCAAACGGUGAAAUUUACAAUUAUUUGGAACUCAGUGAAAAGAUUCGCGAAAAACGGCCUUCUUACAAGCCAAAGAGUGAUUGCAGCGUUCUUAUUGAACUCUAUGAAGACCACGGAGUGGAACUCUUCAGCUAUAUUACGGGGAUGUACGCAUUCGCCCUGUAUGAUGAAGAAAGCAAGAAUAUUUUAUUGGCGAGGGAUCCAUACGGAAUCAUUCCAAUGUAUUUUGGUCGAGACAGGGAACAAAACAUUUGGGUUGCAAGCGAAAUGAAGUGUUUAGUGGACGUCUGUACUGAAAUCGAGGUUUUCGAGCCUGGCACAAUGAUGUUUGGGCCGGUAAAAGAGUUGAAGAAGAAACGGUUUUUCAAUCCAGAUUGGUUUGAUAAACCUCUCAGAACGCACACCAACCUGACACUGCUAAGAGAAACCUUCGAAAAGGCUGUGCACAGCCACUUGGAAUGUGAAGUUAAAUUUGGCUGCCUACUAUCUGGCGGAGUGGAUUCCAGCUUAGUGGCCUCGAUUGCGACUAAAAUCGUUCGACAGACCGACCCUGACUUUAAGCUAGAAACUUUCAGUAUCGGGCUGGAAGGUGCUCCAGACUUCGAAUACAGCAACAAGGUCGCAAAAUUCAUUGGCAGUCAUCACACCGAGAUCCACUUCACAGUUGAUCAAGGACUAGAUUGCAUUAGAGACAUCAUAUACAAGUUGGAGACGUACGACAUCACCACCGUUCGAUGUAGCAUCCCCAUGUAUAUGAUGACGCGAUUCAUGAAGAGUAAAGGAAUCAAGAUGGUCCUUUCCGGUGAAGGGGCGGACGAGAUAUUCGGCGGGUACCUUUACUUCCAUAAGGCGCCGAACCCUGAAGACUUCCACCAUGAGUUAGUGAAACGUGUCAGACAACUCCACUUGUCUGAUUGCCUGAGAGCCAACAAGUCUUCAAUGGCGUGGGGCAUUGAACUGCGCGUUCCAUUCCUCGACAAAGAGUUCGUAGACCUCGUUAUGUCUAUCAAUCCAGCUGAGAAAAUCCCUGGGCCUCUGAAUCAGUUCCAAAUAAAUGGAAAAAGAAGCCAUGGACCUAGGAUAGAGAAGUACAUUCUACGAAAGGCGUUCGAUGGCGGUUCGUAUUUACCAGACGAUGUCCUUUGGCGGCAGAAGGAGCAAUUUUCCGAUGGUGUUGGAUACUCCUGGAUUGACACAAUAAGCGAAUAUGCCGCAUCUCAUGUAACAGAUGAAGACUUCGCAGCUGCUGCAGAAAUCUACCCUAUAAAUACUCCCACAACCAAAGAGGCUUUCUACUAUAGAGCUAUAUUCGAGGAGAUGUUCCCCGGCGACCAUUGCGCUCGAACCGUGCAGAAAUGGGUACCCCGCACAGAUUGGGGUUGUUCGGAUGAUCCAUCCGGGAGGAAACAGGCUACCCAUACCGCACAUAAGAAAUGCAAAACAGACGUUUAAGUUAUAUUUAAGAUUUAAAUGCACCUUUUUGUUUAACGAAUUUGAUAGACUGAGAAAAUUGUUAUGAAUCUGAAUCUGCAUCUGCAAUACAUGUGCAGAUACAGCAAAAUUUGUCUGAAGAAGUUUUUGAGUUUUCAUCGUCAGUGGAGCUGACGAGUUAGUAUUCUUUUGUUAACUUUCGUUAUAAGACUGAAAAUUGUAUUAGCUAAGGUAUCUGCUGUACUUUCCAAUUCUAUAUGUGUCUAAAAGCCGAUUUUCAAAUAGAUAUCCUUUGUAGACUA